Plasmodium adleri (nom. inval.) is the source of this 1443-nucleotide messenger RNA. Its product is annotated as conserved Plasmodium protein, unknown function. Lineage: Eukaryota; Apicomplexa; Aconoidasida; Haemosporida; Plasmodiidae. The transcript is spliced from 3 exons. The record is from RefSeq and is a predicted model, not a curated record. The coding region runs from base 1 to 1443 and encodes 480 amino acids.
AUGAAUUUUUCCUUAAUUAUAAAAAGAUACUCGAAGAUAUUAAAUUGGAAACAUGAUACCUAUUAUGCUAGUUUGAUGAAUAAAUAUACGUAUUUUGAUGAAUUCAUGAGAUUUUGUAAUGACAAUAAAGAAUGUUUUACUAAAAGAGAUAUAGUGGCUUCAUUAACUUAUAUACACCAUAUGAAAAAAGUAGAUUUGUUAUCUCCAACUUUUAAUAAUUAUAAUGAUUUCAUAUACAAAAAUAUAAAUAUGUUUAGAUCAAACAUAAGCACACUUGUACAUAGGUAUGCUGUUUUGGGACAUACAAAAUCUCUAUUAUUUAUCUAUGAAAAUGUACUAAAGAAUAAUAUAUUAAAUUAUGAUAAUAAAUCAAUUAGUUUAAUAGCUUGGAGUUAUGCAAAAAAUAAUUUUUAUUUAUCAGACCUUUUUAUGGAAAUCAAUAAGAUAUUAAAAGCAUGUAUUAAAACAAUGACUCUUCAUGAAAUAUCAUUAAUAUCGUGGGCGUAUUCUAAGAUAAACAGAUUACCUCCUUUAGAAAUGAUAUGUGUAAAAAAUAGAGUAUAUGAAUUAUUAAACACAUUAGAUGAAGAAUUAAAUCAUGUUAUUGAAAAUAAUGCAACAAAAAAACAUUUGGAUGACAUAAAUAUGAAUGUUAAUGAAAAUAGUACUUAUUUUGAAAUUAAAAAUGAGAAUGAAAAGGAAUAUCUAAAUAAAUAUAACAAUACAGAUUUUAAUGAUCAUACAUAUUUCGAUGAAACUAAAGAAUUGAUAUCAUCAGAAAAACAUAAAUUAGGAAAUAUGUAUGAAGAUAAUAGUGAAAAUAGAAUAGACAACUUAGGUUGUAAAAAGAACUUAAUCCAAGAUAUUUGUAUGAUAAUGAAAUCAUAUGCUAUUAUGAAUAAAAGUGAUCCUUUUUUUUUUUUAUUUUUAUUCAAUUUCAUAAUAAAAAAUAUACAAAAUAACAAAAUGAUGAUAACUGCCCAAGGCAUAACAAGUAUAUGGGUAUGCUUAAGAGAAUAUGAAAUAAAAAAUAAAAAGAUAAUUGAAUAUGCAUUAGAAUUAUCAAGAUUUUUAAGACUUGAUCACACUGUAAAUAGUUCAAUGAUGCAUGAAAUUGUUGUUAGCAUACAUAAAUUAAAAAUUAAAGAUAGAAGAAUUCUUUAUCAUUUAUUUUAUCAUCUAAAAAGGAAGUGUAUUAAUAUGCAUGUACAACAUUUGUAUGAUAUUAUAACAAUAUUACAAGAUAUGAAAAUUUAUGAUGAUGAUUUAUGGAAGCAAUUUGGAGUAGCUGUUCAAAAAAAAGCUAUUGACCUAGAAUUAAUUCAAAUAAAAAAAUUACAUAAUAUAUUUUCCAUUAAUGGAAAAGGAAAUGAUAGAAUAUUAGGAGUUCUUGAUAGUUUUAUUCAAAUAAAAGAAGAUAUUAAUGUAUAUGGCCCAAUAUAA